This is a messenger RNA of Kwoniella shivajii, 1773 nucleotides long. RefSeq lists its product as uncharacterized. NCBI's taxonomy places the organism in Eukaryota, Fungi, Basidiomycota, Tremellomycetes, Tremellales, Cryptococcaceae. The coding region runs from base 1 to 1773 and encodes 590 amino acids. The transcript is spliced from 6 exons. The record is from RefSeq and is a predicted model, not a curated record.
AUGAAUCCUAAAAUGACCCCUCAGGAGCUACGAGAAUUUCAGGAGUGGAAAGACUUGAAAGAGUUCAGACAAUUCAAAGCUGCUAAAGACAAAGCUACCAAUCCUCAGCUUGGUGAUCAAUCAAUAAUCGCUGCUUCCCAUCGCCGCCCUAUCCCUUCAACACGAGCUCCACUUGCUGCUCCUGUCUUCGAUAGCUCUGAUGAAGAGCCCCCUCAUCAACUUUCCCCAGCAUCUACCACGAAAACCCCUUCAGCCAUCAGUGAUACCUCUCUAUCUCAUCAAAGUGGACAAUUUUCUAUCCCAUCUUCGAACGCGUAUAUCAAGGGUGCUUUGACUCAGCACUCAACAGCCGAUUUCAUGCGCAAGGGUCAACAUCAGAACUCUCCUGCUCAGUCUCAUCCUGGUCUACCUUUACAACCCCGCCGCUCCCAAGGAGCGGUUGGAAAUAAAACAAUUCACAAGACCAAGCAAUCUCCAAUGGUGAAGCAAAAACCAUUCGGCACUGCCUCAACUAAAGCGUCAUCAGUUAAAGCUACAUCUGAAGAUACUCAGAAGAAGGCUAUCCUCCUUGGCAGCGAAGCCAGGGUUACCCUUCUGCCAGAUCAUAGAUUUCUUACGGUGGAUCUUGCUGAACACCCUUUGAAAGAGCUUCGGGAAUUCCUCGAGGAGCGAAACCAUAUGCAACAUCCUUGCAUCCGUGCAAAUGAUUCAGUGAGUGCUAUAAAGACCAAAUUGGACAAAGAGUUCAAGGGCCUUGUUGAUACAUUCAUGAAUGAAUACGCCUGGGUCGUCUUAAAUGAGAAUCGCUUGACGUUUCGCAUUUAUAAAGGCGUAGAGGAGACUGAACCGUCUCAGCUUCUUAUGGCCUACAAAUCGAAGAAAGAAGCAUUCUUGGUCAUCAAGGAUUCCAAUUAUAGAGAUAAUCUGUGGGAAGAAUACCUUGAAAGCUAUGGGGAGGAAAGCACGAUCGACAGGGAAGAACCAGCAAAGGUGAAGAAUGCUGUUCAAAGAACCAAGGGUGGGAUCCAAACGGGGGAGAUGAGAUCCUCCGUUCCUCAUCAAGAUAAAAGAAAGGUCUCGAGUUCAGUCAACCACUCAAGCCCCAUUUCUGCUUCGAUUCCCUAUUCCGAUGAAGAGGUCAAGCCUGAUCUCACCUUUCUCGAUUCCGCCCGACAUCAACCCACGGUUAAAGGAAAAGGACGACCUGAUUAUGACCUCAAUAGAGAGGCUGAGGCGUUCUUUGCAUCUUACAAUCCAACGACUCCUGAUUCCUCAGUUGAAAUUAUCUCACCAAUUCCUGGGCUGAUCAAGAAAGGAGAGCCCGUUGCUUCCUACAGAUCCCAACCUUCAAAGCGAUCAAUAUCAGGUUCGAAUCAGCCUACCUCGCCCAAGAAACCUAAAGGUCGAUCUCAAGUCAAACAUAGGAUUGAAAUUAGCCCUAUUGGGGUCCGCUCUGUGGAAAGAAAGACCAAGACCGCUCAGAAAGCGAUGGCAGAACUCAAUAUCCUAUCCAGCCCAAAGAAAUCCAAGUCUGGAGAAAGUAGCACAGCUGAUGCAGAGAUCACAAAUGAAGGUGAGGAUGAAAAUGAAGAGGAAGAUGAGGUCGAAGCAAGAGUUCAACCCCUUCACCCAGAAGUGGUAGCUCGUUAUGAGGACCAUGUUGUGGACGGCAUGAACUGUAGGACAAUUUAUAUUCCUUCACCUGUUCCUACACCCUCUCCGCCUCCGCUUACUGCGAGAAGAUCAGGUCGAACUCAGAAAUCCCGAAAAUGA